UACAUCCUUUUUACCAGAGACUGAGACAAAGAGGCUAUGGCGGGAAUGAGUGAUUCGGUGUCUAUCAGGGUUCCCUACAGGAACUUAAAGAAGGAAUUGGAGGUUGAAAUGAUCGAAGAUCCUCAUCUUCGGAUCGAUCUAAAUGCAUCUCCUAACUCUCCUUCAACUUCUUCUUCCUCGCCUCCGUCUAGGGUUCCUAAUGGAAACACCGACUUAUCGUCGCCGAUCGACGCCGGAUCUAAGAAUUGUAGCUUGAUAACUCUGGUUCUUAGUUGUACGGUCGCCGCUGGGGUUCAAUUUGGUUGGGCUUUGCAACUAUCGCUAUUGACGCCAUACAUUCAGACACUUGGAAUAGAGCAUGCUUUUUCUUCAUUUAUUUGGCUUUGCGGUCCAAUAACUGGUCUUGUGGUUCAACCUUGCGUUGGUAUUUGGAGCGAUAAAUGCACUUCUAAAUAUGGAAGGAGGCGGCCUUUUAUCCUUGCUGGAGCGCUCAUUAUCUCUCUUGCUGUGAUAGUUAUCGGGUUUUCUGCAGACGCUGGAUACAUAUUAGGUGAUACAAAGGAGCACUGCAGUACAUUUAAAGGUACAAGAACAAGGGCAGCCUUUGUCUUUGUUAUCGGGUUCUGGAUGUUGGAUCUUGCUAACAAUACAGUGCAGGGACCAGCACGCGCCCUUUUGGCUGAUCUAUCAGGUCCUGAUCAACACAACUCUGCAAAUGCUAUAUUUUGCUUGUGGAUGGCUGUUGGAAACAUCUUGGGAUUUUCAGCUGGUGCUAAUGGGAAUUGGCACAGAUGGUUUCCGUUCUUGGAAAGCAGAGCUUGCUGUGAAGCCUGUGCCAAUCUUAAAGCCGCAUUUCUUGUUGCUGUGGUCUUUCUCUUAUUCUGUACUAUCGUGACUCUAUGUUUCGCUAAGGAGGUUCCACUUCUGCCACCAGCAAAGCAGCCAACUCAUUUAUCAGAUUCUGCUCCUUUGUUGGAUGGUUCAACACAGAAGGGCUUUAAACCCUCAAAAUCAGAAACGGAUGCAUCCAUUGUUGCCAAUGAUAAUAGGAACAUUACUGGAAACGGAUAUGAACGAGUGUCAAACUCCAAUCAUGCUAACUCCCAAGAUAACAAUGCUCAAAAUGAAGUUUUUAGUGAUGGACCUGGAGCCGUACUGGUAAACUUACUGACCAGUUUAAGGCAUUUACCACCUGCAAUGCACUCAGUGCUUGUUGUCAUGGCCCUUAGUUGGCUUUCCUGGUUCCCGUUCUUUCUAUUUGAUACAGAUUGGAUGGGAAGAGAAGUAUAUCACGGAGAUCCGAAGGGGAAUGCUUCUGAAAUUAAAUUGUAUGAUCAAGGUGUCAGAGAAGGUGCAUUUGGUUUGCUAUUAAAUUCUGUUGUUCUGGGCAUUAGUUCUUUCUAUAUUCAACCAAUGUGCCAAAAGAUGGGAUCAAGACUUGUUUGGGCAAUGAGCAACUAUACAGUCUUUGCCUGUAUGGGUGUUACAGCUAUCAUUAGUUUGGUUUCUGUCAGAGAAUAUUCUCAAGGGAUUGAACACGUAUUUGGAGGAAGUGGAGCAAUCAAGAUUGCCGCUUUGGUUAUAUUUGCUCUUCUUGGCUUUCCUUUAGCUAUUACCUAUAGUGUUCCAUUUUCCGUUACAGCAGAGUUGACUGCCGAUUCUGGUGGUGGCCAAGGAUUGGCAAUUGGAGUUCUGAACCUAGCAAUUGUUCUUCCGCAGAUGAUUGUAUCUCUGGGUGCUGGCCCGUGGGAUGCUCUAUUUGGUGGAGGAAAUAUUCCAGCCUUUAUUUUGGCUUCCUUCUGUGCUCUAGCUGCUGGGAUUAUUGCAACUCUCAAGCUGCCUGAUCUGUCAAGUUCCUUCAAGUCAUCUGGUGUUCAUUUUGGCUGAAGAGAAAAAUGGCGAAAACCAAUCUAUAUAAGAUGCUUGGAAAUGUGGAAAUGCUGCCGUUUAGUUUCAGAAGAUGGCUAUCAUCAUUGGUAUGUAUAAUUUUCUUAUCAUAAAUAGAUGAGCAUUACAUAUCCAAAUUCAUUCAUUUCCCCCACAUUUUGUAGGUUUAUGUACUAGAUGUAGAGUGUAAAUUUCCGAUCAUUAUAUUGAAAAG
Messenger RNA from Hibiscus syriacus, 2101 nucleotides. RefSeq names its product sucrose transport protein SUC3-like. NCBI's taxonomy places the organism in Eukaryota, Viridiplantae, Streptophyta, Magnoliopsida, Malvales, Malvaceae. Gene Ontology annotation, cellular component: membrane. Gene Ontology annotation, molecular function: sucrose:proton symporter activity. Bases 37 to 1887 code for a protein of 616 amino acids. The transcript has 14 exons. The record is from RefSeq and is a predicted model, not a curated record.